CACAACGAUUCAUCGAGGACAUCAAGAAAAUUCAGUACAAGCUCUUCAUCACCCAUCGGAACAAGGGAUCAUGGGUGUUCUUGGUGCCCUUGCUAGGCACAUGGAUGCCCUUGUUGGGCCAGGAAUCAUGCUGCUCUACCCUCUAUACGCGUCCAUGCGUGCGAUCGAGAGCCCUUCUACCUUGGAUGAUCAGCAAUGGCUCACCUACUGGGUCCUGUACUCCCUGAUCACCCUCUUCGAGCUCUCAUGCUGGAAAGUUCUCCAAUGGUUCCCUCUGUGGCCGUACAUGAAGCUCCUCUUCUGCUGCUGGCUGGUGCUCCCCAUCUUCAACGGCGCGGCCUACAUCUACGAGACCCACGUGCGCCGCUACUUCAAGAUCGGCCAGUACGUGAGCCCCAACUACAACGAGCGGCAGCGGAAGGUGCUGCAGAUGAUGAGCCUCGACGCGCGCAAGUCCGUCGAGCGCUUCAUCGAGACCCACGGCCCUGACGCCCUCGACAACAUCAUCCGAGCUGCAGAGCAGGAGGCAAAGAGAGCGUAACGAAUGGUUUUAGCUUGAGGUGAACUGAAGGCAUUCUUUCCGACGGGGGGAGAAGCAAAUGGAAUUAUAUAUUGGCCGCCGCGCAUUGCAGGCUUGCAGCUUACUUCACCCCCAUCUGUACUUGUGUGUGCCGUGUGCGUGUGAAAUGUUCGUUGGCUUGUCAAUGGCAGGAUACUUGUACAAAAGUGGCAAGAUACUUGGAUGCUUAAGAACAAGGUUGUCAUGCAAACAAAGAAUGAGGAAUACAUGUACGUCUAUUCGGUGUACAGUAGUUGUAUAUAUGAAACUCUCUGAAUCUAAAAUAUAUCUUGU
Molecule: messenger RNA, 853 nt
Organism: Oryza brachyantha (malo sina)
Lineage: Eukaryota; Viridiplantae; Streptophyta; Magnoliopsida; Poales; Poaceae
Product: HVA22-like protein f
Exons: 5
Coding region: 71-541 (156 amino acids)
Source: RefSeq, a predicted model, not a curated record